AUGUACCCUCCUGAAGCUCAUCCCAAAGCGAGAAAUUGCUGGAAAGAUUCUGACUCGAUUGUUGGAUGUUAUAUGUUAGCGAGCAUGAGUAAUGUAUUGCAAAUGCAACACGAGAAUUUUCAUACUGCCAAAGAGAUCAUGACAAAUUUGAAGGAUUUGCUCGGAGGUCAAGUCGCAUUGGCUCGACAACUUGCUAUUACAAAUUUGAUGAACUCUCAGUAUAAUCCUGACACUCCAAUCAAAGAACACAUAAUUAAGCUUACAGGAUUCUUUGCGGAAGCAGAGGACAAUGGGUAUAAACUAGACGUGAACACUCAGAUUGAAAUUGAGUUCAAAUUCUUAACCAAUGAGUUUGUUGGUUUUAGGGCCACUUACAACUUGGGGAACAAGGCACUUACCUUGACUCAGCUCAUGAAAGAAUUACAAUCCUAUGAGUUGAUGCUGAAUGAUGGUAAGCUGGUCCAGGAGAAACCUAAGAGAAACUUAGUUGUGGGCCCCUCAUCCUCUAAGGGGAAACAAAAAGCUAAGGAAAAAAAGAAACCAACUAAGUAUUCAGUUCCACCUCGUGUGGAUAGGAAGAAGGCUAAGAAGUAA
Gossypium raimondii (Peruvian cotton) is the source of this 594-nucleotide messenger RNA. RefSeq lists its product as uncharacterized. The coding region runs from base 1 to 594 and encodes 197 amino acids. The record is from RefSeq and is a predicted model, not a curated record. NCBI's taxonomy places the organism in Eukaryota, Viridiplantae, Streptophyta, Magnoliopsida, Malvales, Malvaceae. The transcript has a single exon.